CCUCUCUCCCUCUCACAUAUACUCCAUGUUUACUCGUACUGAUGAAAGUAAAAAAACCUUUGUUGAAAAAACUCGUCUUGAACGUCAAAAACGUGAACGUGAACGAUUAGACCAACAGAUUCUCCUGAAACAAACUCAAGCUGUAUUAAUUCUUCAACGAUGGUGGCGACGCCAGUCUCAAGUUGCUCCUAUUUGGUCUUACUGGGAUUCUGAAUAUAAUGUUACAACCACAACAUUAUUGGAUGCCUAUUCUAUAGUCGGUCAGUAUUGUUUUUUUAGUCGACGGCAAGCUCCUGGUUCUAUUCGUUUGGCCAAGAUAUGUCGAAUCCUUACUACAAAGUAUACCCAUAACUCAGUCCAGCUACCAUUCUAUACCCUAUUGACCGAUAAACGUUAUCAACAAAAUACCAGACGUUAUAUUGAGGUGAUCAUGAAUCAAUGCUUACAACACAUUUGUACCAGCAACGUUGGUGACCAACAACAACUUUAUUUGACUGGCCCUGAACUAACGACAUUGCUCUACUACUUGAAUCCUACCUCGUACAAACCAAUACAACAACAAUUGGAUUCAGAAUAUACUAUUGGUAGACUACCAGAUACAGCACUUUGUAUAUUACAAUCUACACUCAAGAUUUUUUUUGAUGAUAAUAAUCAUGGUGGUAUGUUACGCGAGGCAUGCAUGACGCGAGUGGAAAGACUGGUGAAACUGGAAAAACGAUUCAAGCAACGUAGCAAACCUCUAGACAAGGAAGGCAAUAAAAUGGCAAACGGUAUCAAACUAUGGUUAACUACAGUGACACGGAUUUGUUUGUUUCCUUUGGAGCACGCAAGUGAUUCUUCUUGGAUGAAUUGGGCAGCAACACAUUUUUGGACUUCCAUUCUGACUGUACCUCUUUUGACUCAACUUGUCUCUUCGAUGGUAUUUGAUCUUUUACAACGGUGGGCACUUGGCGCUAUUCAUCCUUUCAUAUCAUCAUCGAACAAAUCUAAUUCAUCCUCGACAAUGGUUACCUUGGUAGGUGGUAAUGGUUACUUAUUUCUGAUGGCGAAUUUGGUGGACCUGUACAAGGACAAGAUGAUGGAUCAACAUGAUAUUGCUUACCAAUUGAUGAAUACUGUUAUUCAUUUGGUUUCUUUGGCAUCUCCUUUUUAUUCUGAUCGACAACGACAACCCUAUUCCCAUUAUCAUCCUAUUUUCAAAUGGUCACGUAGUCCCUGGGGUGAUACACUCGAUGCCGCGGUAUUUGAACUGGUGAUUCAAGAUCAAUUGACAACUCUUUGGUCAAGACAGUUUAUGGAUCAACUCUUAGAACCUAUUCUCAAGUUCCAAGUUACUUCUUCUUCUUCUACUACUAUAUCACCAACAACAACAAUGACGACGACUUCAAGUACAACAAAAUCAAACAAGAUCAUGAUGAACACUAAAAACUUUUUACCUGUUAAAAAGAAGAAUGGUCAAAAUGUUAGUAAAAUCGUCACCAAGGAUAUGGCUGAAUUCUCAAUCAAUACUCAACUGAUAUUCUCAAUGUAUUCACAACUUGGUAAUAUGUUCACUCAACAAAAGAAGAUUAUUUUGGCACGAAUCGCAUUUACACCUGGAUUAAUGUCUCAACUUUGGACGGUGAUGAAUCAUUUUGGACCUCAAGGCAAUAUGGUGAUCUAUCUUGAUGCUGCAAGAAAAAGCGCUGCUGAUCUUGAAAAAGAACCUCUGAUCGAUGUAUUAAGGGUCUUUUGUGAAGCUUGUUCUUUGGUUUUUUUGACAUUGGAUGACAUUGAUAUAUUCCAAAAUGAAACACCUUUUUCUCUUAUUGAUUUACAAGCUUUGGGUCGAUUCUUGAACACAUUUUACUUUGCAUUAGUACAACAACCAUCAAAGAUAGUGGAUGCGACAGAUCAUUCAAACAACAUAUUACAAUCACAUAUGGCAGCAAAACGAUUAUUACUUCAACUUUAUGACUUGGAUAAUCGACGUCGAUUUUGUCCUCCGGAUCAUUGGCUACUUGUAUCAGAUCCUAUGAUAAGCAAGCAAUCUCUUUUACGAUUCCUUUUCAGCUCUUCCUCUUCCAAAGAUGAUUCUCCUGAAGCGUCUCAAUUUUUGACUCAAGUUCGACAAGGCGAUAUGGUAUCAACAAGGAUUCUACAAUUGAUGCCUCACACCAUUCCAUUCAAGACAAGAUUGCAUAUUUUUCGAGAUUGGAUCCAAUUGGACAGAUCAACCAUCACGCGCCAUGCAUCUCAUGCAGUGACGAUACGACGACAACAUGUACUUGAAGAUGGAUUACGCGCUCUUUCUCGGUUACCAUCAGAAGUUUUGAAAGGUGUCAUCCGGGUGUCUUUUGUGAAUGAAUUAGGGAUAGAAGAAGCAGGGAUUGAUCAAGGUGGUCCCUUCAAAGAUUUUGUUACUCUUUUAGUAUCUGAAGUAUUCAAGCCUGAAUAUGGAUUAUUCUCUUGUACUACGGAAACAAACCUUUUUUAUCCUGCAACUACAUCCUCUUUAUUUGGGUCAAAUCAUCUUCAACUUUUUGAAUUUAUUGGCAAAAUGAUUGGAAAAGCUAUUUAUGAAGGAAUACUGCUUGAUUGUCAAUUUGCUGGUUUUAUCUUGUCCAAGAUAUUAGGAAGAAAUGUGUUUUUGGAGGCACUACAAGAACUUGAUGAAGAUGUUUGGCGUAACCUGAUUUUUUUGAAACAUUAUGAAGGCGAUGUUGAAGAUUUGGGAUUGACUUUUGCUACAGAUGAAAGAUCCUUGGAUACUGUUGUGACAAGGGAACUAAAAUAUCAUGGGCAACAAAUAACAGUGACCAAUGAAAACAAAUUGGAAUACGUUUAUUUGAUGGCAGACUUCAAGCUCAAUCAACAAGCUCGAGAACAAACAAGAGCAUUUAUUCAAGGAUUUCGCUCAAUUAUAUCUGCUGGGUGGAUCAAGGUAUUUGCACCUCCAGAGUUACAAAGGGUGAUUUCCGGUGAAGAUAUGGAUUUCGAUGUUCCAGAUCUUCGACGACAUACACAAUAUCAAAAUGGGUACUUUGAUCAACAUCCUAUUAUCAAGUUAUUGUGGCAAAUUGUACAAGACUUCCCAUCCAAUGAAAAAAGGGCUUUUUUGAAGUUUGUGACCAGUUGUCCAAAGCCUCCUUUAGGUGGUUUCAGCUAUCUCCAGCCUCCUUUUACAAUCCGCAUGGUCUCAACCAAUGAACAAUCCAUAGAAGGUAUGGGCUUAGUUCGAGCGAUGUUGAAACUAAACACUGGUGCCGAUAAAUCUGGAAGAUUACCAAGUAGCUCAACAUGUUUUAAUUUACUCAAAUUACCUGCAUAUACCAAGAAGUCCUUAUUACGUGAAAAACUUUGUUAUGCCAUCCAUUCAAAUACCGGAUUCGAGUUAAGCUAAGAUAUUCGAUCACUGAAUGAUGGUAGUUUGACAAUAGUUUAGUGGUAGUUUAGUGAUAGGUGAUCAUCGAUUAUCGAUGAUGAUGUAUAAUAAUAUAAAUAAAAAGAGGAGGGGAUUAUUUACUAUUGAUGUAUAUACAUGUUAUAUGUUAUAAUUGCUUAGACAAACG
Halteromyces radiatus is the source of this 3551-nucleotide messenger RNA. RefSeq lists its product as uncharacterized. Gene Ontology annotation, biological process: ubiquitin-dependent protein catabolic process; protein polyubiquitination. Gene Ontology annotation, molecular function: ubiquitin protein ligase activity. The coding region runs from base 26 to 3382 and encodes 1118 amino acids. The transcript is spliced from 12 exons. The record is from RefSeq and is a predicted model, not a curated record. NCBI's taxonomy places the organism in Eukaryota, Fungi, Mucoromycota, Mucoromycetes, Mucorales, Cunninghamellaceae.